AUGGCCGAAAAGGGGGAGGAGAAAAGCAAGGACGAUGACUCGGUGGGCGAUCAGCCAAUGGAAGAAAUAAAAGCGGACGACGGUAAAGAAGAAGAUUUAGUGUCGUCCCCCGCUACUAACUUGAAUGAAGAAGGGGGCAGCAGCGCUACGCAGGGUUAUGUAGACCCCAAAAUGUACAACAAGUUCAAAAACGACGGAUCGUUCUUGGCUCAGGUGCUAGCACUGCAGAAGAAAAAAAAAGUGAGGAAGCUAAAGGAAGCGGAGGGAACAGACGGGAAAAAGAAGAAGAAGUCCAGGAAGACGUCCUCCCAGCAGGGGGAUGACGAUGAGGAUGCAGAAGGAGAGCACGGAAAAAAGGAAAAGGACGCCGAAGCAAAUGAGGAGGAUGAGGAAGACGAACGAGAAGUAGCCAUAAAAAAUGAAUACAUCGAAAAGAUUAACAAAAUGAAAGAGGAGGGUUUUUUCACGGACAAGGGGAUCGGAGCUGGGAUGGUUAAGUGA
This is a messenger RNA of Plasmodium cynomolgi strain B, 501 nucleotides long. RefSeq lists its product as hypothetical. Bases 1 to 501 code for a protein of 166 amino acids. The record is from RefSeq and is a predicted model, not a curated record. Lineage: Eukaryota; Apicomplexa; Aconoidasida; Haemosporida; Plasmodiidae. The transcript is spliced from 2 exons.